AUGAUCAGAGCUGAUCAUGCAAAGUCCAUAGAAAAAAAGAACAUCCAUGAAGAAUAUAUUUUUGGACAGUGGGGGUUAUUAAUAAAAUAUGUUAUUUUAAAGGGUGGAAAGGUUGAGAUUUUAUGUCCAAGAAGAAAACGUAAAAUUGAUAAGAGAAACCAACUUGAUAUUAGUUUUGUUGAAGUAGAAGAUCAGUGUUAUAAGGCUGCAGAUAUUUUUCAAGAGGUACAUUCUUAUGUAAACCAACUCUGUGAAAAAGGAAAACUUAAGAAACGGGAUAAAGCAAGAACUGAGAGGAAAAUUGUUCAUGAUAUAAUAAUGAACAAAUUAACACAAUGGUGCCAUGAUAAAAGUGAAAAAGAAGGUAUUAAAAUGAAAUAUAGAUAUGGCAAACCUUCAUAUAAAAAGAAAGAAAAAGAAAGAAAUCUUGUCAUUUAUGAAAUUGGGUUUAAUGGAAGAACUUAUGAAAGAAAUGAUAUUAGAUGUUAUUUUGGAAAUUGGAUGCAAAAGGUUCUCCAGCUUCUUCUUAAAAAACCAAAAGAAAAAUCUAUUACAAUAUCUCAAAGUACUCUUCCCCACGAAUUUUAUGAAAAUUUUAUUUCCCCUGAUUAUGAAGAAAAUGAAGAUACAAAUAUUAAUGAACUUGAAUCUGUCAAUAAUUCACCUAGUGGCUAUGAAAAAAAUAUAUCUACUUUUGGUUUACAAAACGUUUAUCCUCCACAACAAAUAUACAACCCAACCCAUCUUCAAUGUAACAGAAAUUGGUGUCAUUGCAUUAUUCUUUCCAACCCUAUUCAACUAUACGGUCAAUACUACUACCCCCCUCAAAAUAAUUUAAGUAUUAUUGGACUACAAGGAAUAUCCUAUAACUAA
This is a messenger RNA of Entamoeba histolytica HM-1:IMSS, 873 nucleotides long. RefSeq lists its product as uncharacterized. The coding region runs from base 1 to 873 and encodes 290 amino acids. The transcript has a single exon. The record is from RefSeq and is a predicted model, not a curated record. NCBI's taxonomy places the organism in Eukaryota, Evosea, Mastigamoebida, Endamoebidae.